This is a messenger RNA of Lodderomyces parapsilosis, 2235 nucleotides long. RefSeq lists its product as uncharacterized. The transcript has a single exon. Gene Ontology annotation, molecular function: protein binding. The record is from RefSeq and is a predicted model, not a curated record. Lineage: Eukaryota; Fungi; Ascomycota; Pichiomycetes; Serinales; Debaryomycetaceae. Bases 1 to 2235 code for a protein of 744 amino acids.
AUGCUAGAGGUGUUUAUUACCAUCGUCCCUUCGAUAUGCUGGCUACUAUACCACUUUUAUACCAUAUUGCAAACGCCAGUGGAAAAUAUUAUUGAAGAUUUGAACAUCGAGAUACCACAUAUACCGACCAUCUGCAUUGAUUCCAUAAAUGAGUCCUCGAUUGUGAUUCAUUGGGAUAUUGAAGUGAAAAGUGAAGAGAACUUGUAUUAUAUUGUUUUGAUUAAUGGCCAAGAAGUUGCCACUUUAACGUCAACAUCGUGCAAGUUGAACAAUUUAGAGCCCAAGCAAGUUUAUACAGUCGAGGUGAUUGCCAGUAAUACAAUAACAAAUUUUAAAUCCAAAUCGAGGGCUAUUCACGUGGAAACUUUAAACAAAGAUGAUGUCAAGGAUUUUGUAGAAAACACCGAUCUUUUGGAACCUAUGUCUUUGUCAAAGGAGGAAAAUUUGAAUGCGAUAACGAUUGAGCAAAUCAAAGAUAUUGAUGACCCCGAGUUGGUGAACAGCUACUUGACCAAAGCUCAAAACGAGCUUUCCAAGUGCAACUCAGAAUACAAAAGUUUCCAAGCAUCUAUUAGUGAGGAGCAGAGGUCCUUACAAGAGGAAUUGAAUUUUUAUAAAUCAGAAUACGAAGAGGAGACAGAAACAAAGAAUAAAAAAGACCAUGAUGUAAAGUCAUUGGAGAAUGUUAAGAAUACCCUUUCAUUCAAAAAGUCAAAAUUGAUGUCGCAACUAAACAAUUUGAAGAACUCGUUGGCGAUAUAUAAUACAAAGUUUCAAGAAAAUGAUGCAAAGAUUAAUAAAUUGAAAGAAAGAAACCUGCAUUUGAGUGAGCUUGAGGAGCAGGCCCGGGCCAAAAUUAAUGUACAGAUUGAGAAAUUGCAACGAAGUUUGAAUCAUGAUAAACAGCAAUACGAAAGCAUGGAAGAGUCUUUGAAAAGUUUGACAGUGGAGAAAAAGGACACUGUUAUGUUGAUGAACAAGCUCAAGCCACUUUUGGAUCAAUUUAAUAAUUUGCCAACGGCCGAACACUCCACGUCACCAAGCCCUGGCCCAAAUUGCUCCUCAACUUCACUUCAUCUGUUAAGUACAUCUAUAUUCAACAAGGAUGGGUCUCUCACCAAGAAUGCAUUCGACGCAUUAUUGAAAAUCUUUCAAUUGAUACCAUCAUGGCAAGACGAAAUAAUGCUGGAAAUCAACAAUUACCAGGAGAUUGAAAAUCAGUGGAAAUCAGCGUUCAAAGCGGAAGUGACAAAUUUUGUUGCCGUCCAUCAAGCAUUAGAGAUUGCCAAGUUGAACAAGGACGACAGCUAUCAGCCAGUCAAAUUGAACGAGUAUCAAGCAUCGAUCGAGUUUGGUGGAUACGGAAAUGCAUUGCCGAAACCCAAGUUCCCCAGUCAUGGAAAAAAUCUAUCAGAGAGCAAGAGAGCCAUCGAGGAGAUUGACACUUUUCAUAACUAUUACGGUCAAGUUUACACCAACGAGAAUCAAGCACCUUCCAAACAACCAACUUCCUUCACUCAGGACAAUCAUUACGACGAGCUGUACUUGCCACCAUCACACGUUGCUCCAAUUUCCGAAUAUCAACAUAAUAGUGGUGACCAGUCUUAUAUCAGUUUGAAACAAAUCAAUGCUAUGGCACGAGGCGUGGACAUGACCUCACCAUUACAAUCUGAAUUUAACGAUCCUACCUUGAAUGAGCCUUUCAACGGAGGAUUGCCUGUUUUUAACGAGCCUAGCAUGGUGGCAUCUCCUCCAGCUCCAAAUUCAUCAUUGUACAGUAGCCUAGCACCUCCAUUGCAACAAAGCUUGGAAUCUAGAUUCUACAAUCCAAGCCAUUCAACAUCAUUAUCGGAGGUGUGGAACCCACAACAAGCGACAACAACAGCAACCGGCUCCACCUUGAAUGACUUUGUUCAACCCACCACAGGGCGUGCGCAGAAUGGAUUUUUAGUCUCGCCAUCACAAAACAUCUGGCAUAACGAAAGAGGUGCUGCUGCCGCUGCUGGCCUUGGAGCAACUGGAUUAUCUAGCAACUCGCCAAUAUGGAGGAAUGAACUUUACGCUAAUCAUAAUCAGCACUCAACUUCGCCCCAACCAAGAGAAUUUCAACCGUUUGGAGACCACAUUAAUUUGCUAAACUCGGGAAGUCAAUCUUUGGCCCUGCUUCAACCAACAAAUUCAAACAAACACAAUUCCUCUGAAGAUCUUGUUACGUUCAACUUUAAGCAUGAGUAG